UCGCAAAGUCCCGCUGCUAGCCUGUCUGCAUACGAACCUCCGAGUUCGUACUUUGCUUGAUCUGUAGACUUUGCAGAAUCUACGGUAAAUAUGAGUGAAAUUAAACCCAUUGCGGCCGGGAAUAACGCAGCUGCUGACACAGGGGAAGAGAGAGACUGGGCCGCCGCCAAAGCCUUUUUUGACAGUUUGAAAACAAGGAAACCGAGACCGCCCAAACCUCAGUAUGCCGUCACCAUCGCAGUGUCCUCCCGGACGCUGUUUGAUAUGACUAAGGAGAGACAGAUCUACGAGGAGGAGGGGGUGGAGAAGUACGUGUCCCACCAGCAGGAACACGAGGACGAGCCCCUGAAGCCCGGCGCCGCGUUCCCGUUCGUAAAGGCUCUGAUGACGGUGAACACUCGGCUGAGGGAGCUGUACCCGGACUGCGAGGAGCUGUUUGACAUUGUGCUAAUGACCAAUAACCACGCCCAGGUCGGCGUGCGUCUCAUCAACAGCAUCAAUCACUACGAUCUAACGAUUGAACGAUUCUGCAUGACGGGUGGGAAGAGCCCCAUUGGAUACCUGAAGGCCUACAUGACCAACCUGUACCUCUCAAAGGACUCUGAGAAGGUGCAAGAGGCCAUUGAGCAAGGCAUAGCGGCUGCCACCAUGUUCACUCCUGACACCGAGGUGCAGCUGAGUGACACCCAGCUGCGUGUGGCCUUCGACGGAGACGCUGUCCUCUUCUCCGACGAGUCAGAGAUCAUUGUGAAGCAACACGGGUUGGAUACCUUCUUCGAACACGAGAAGAAGUAUGAGAACAAGCCCCUGGCACAGGGGCCGCUGAAGUGCUUCCUGGAGGCUCUGGGGAAGCUGCAGCGCAAGUUCUACGCCAGAAAUGAGCGCAUGAGCUGCCCCAUCCGCACGUACCUGGUGACGGCGCGGAGCGCCGCCAGCUCCGGGGCCAGGGUGCUGAAGACGCUGCGCAGCUGGGGCCUGGAGGUGGACGAGGCGCUCUUCCUCGCCGGCGCCCCCAAGGGGCCGCUGCUGCAGAAGAUCCGUCCCCACAUCUUCUUCGAUGACCAAAUGUUCCACAUCGAGGGGGCAAAGGAGCUGGGGACCAUCGCUGCACACGUGCCUUAUGGGAUUGGACAGAAAUACCACAAGGGUAAGCUGAUCGAGCAGACCCCUAAGAAGUAAAGCACGACAACACAGGGUUACGGAAACACAGCACUGCUUUUCCCUCAGUGUUUUAUAUCUGUGGUGACAGCUUCUUUUUAUCACUCCUGUAUCUCUGUUUUCCAUUGUGACAUUGAGACUGUGUUUCAGCUUUCAGGUGCAUUUGAUGUAGGGUGGUCUGAUUUCUUUAUUCUUGUGUUGUAGUCAGUGAUGCAGGGGGUGGUGCUGUAUCUAACAGGGUGAAAGAGAAAAGCAGGGAUGUUGUGCUGGUGACAGUGUGUGAUGUAAGGGACCCCCCCCCCCAGUUUCUCUUAGUUUGCUCUUCAGAUGUGUUCUCUAACUGAACUUAAUUUGUACGUCUGUUUCUGAAGCAUCCACCGGAAUACUGUAAUAAUGUAUGUGAGUAAUUAAUGUGCCAGUAUGUUUUUGGGGUUGUUAUGCCCACGCAUAGUGAGCAGGGCAUAAUAACUCCAAAUGCUUGUUAUUAAUAAAAUGUUUAAAUAAACUAGCACUCAUUUAGUGGCAUGGCAGCUGUGCUUCUGGAAUGGUGGCUGGUAUGGAGAUUGGGGACGACGCCUUGUGUCUUGAUUGGGCGCCAGUCGGUCAUGAGGGAGGGCUUUU
Megalops cyprinoides (Indo-Pacific tarpon) is the source of this 1779-nucleotide messenger RNA. Its product is annotated as cytosolic 5'-nucleotidase 1A-like. Gene Ontology annotation, molecular function: nucleotide binding; magnesium ion binding; 5'-nucleotidase activity. Lineage: Eukaryota; Metazoa; Chordata; Actinopteri; Elopiformes; Megalopidae. The record is from RefSeq and is a predicted model, not a curated record. Bases 91 to 1179 code for a protein of 362 amino acids. The transcript is spliced from 6 exons. Gene Ontology annotation, cellular component: cytoplasm; cytosol. Gene Ontology annotation, biological process: nucleotide metabolic process; adenosine metabolic process.